GUGAGCUAUGUGAUCAUCGCCAUUUCCAACACAACAAACAUACAUGUGCACUACAGUAACCACGUCAGCAAACCGCGCAACAUCUAUUCUUGUCUUCCACAGCCUCACGCCUCGUGUUCACCCACGACUCGCACCUCUCUCACACACACGUCCCUCUCACGACUCAGGAGCCUCGCCUUUAACGUCCCGACCGCUCGUCGCAGUUGGGUCGGAAAAGAUCCGAUCGCUCAACAGCGUCGGCACACGACUCGCACACUCACGAUCCCUCGUCUUUCGCGCCAAGCACUCAGAUCGUGCGCACCAAACUCUGUCUUUGAUUCAUGUCCAGCUUACCCAACCACUGACAAAGCAUCUAACUCACGACGGAGUGAGAAUGGAUUGAAGACCGAGAAUUGGACUUUCGUGUUCCGCAAGCCCUCGGAACACCACCAAAGUCACACUCAGAAUAGCUAAUGACGCUGCGCUACGAGAGUAACGAAGAGUUCGGCGCUGGUUAGGGGUACUUAGGCACGUGUUAGCUUUUUGCGGCUUUGCGGCUUGAGCCGCAACACGACCCCUCGCAAAACCCUCACGCACUCAAGAAAUAGUACCUUUGCACGCGAACUCUCGUAGUUGCCGACGCAAGUCCCCACUUCGCAUUCGUGAUUCGUAUACUGCCCGAAUAUGAACAGCGACUGCGUGGUCCGCUAUAUGAAAGUUCACGGCAGUUGAAGCAGGUUAGAAUUGGAAAUCUGGUUCACCGAUCAGAAUUCAGAAAAUUGGAAUGUUGCGAAUUGCUUUUC
Messenger RNA from Macroventuria anomochaeta, 782 nucleotides. RefSeq lists its product as uncharacterized. Lineage: Eukaryota; Fungi; Ascomycota; Dothideomycetes; Pleosporales; Didymellaceae. The record is from RefSeq and is a predicted model, not a curated record. Bases 44 to 382 code for a protein of 112 amino acids. The transcript has a single exon.